AUGAUGGUCACUCUAGAGUAUACAUCAUCGUAUCUCUUCACCUUGGGCCAACGUGUACAAAUUCAAAGACUAUUCGAUGACCUCUCUACAGACGAUAUGCUGCUCAUCGUGCAUAUCGAUCGCUUGACCAGAAGGAGUGACGAGUUGAACGAUAUCUGGUCCCAGUUCAAGAACAAGUCAAUCAGGUUGGUUGUACUUCAGAAUCACAUUCAUCUGGCCGAUGGCGUUCACUACAGAGGUGGCAUCUAUGUCAACUUUGAAACCAAUCGAUGGUAUCCUCUUGCCGAUGGAGAGCUCAUUGUCUACAAUGGUUUGGAGUGUACAAGACACAAAAUGCAAUUGAACUCAGUGGUUUGCAAGUUCUACAGCCACACUACAGAUAGUCUUGAUUCACUGCUCAAGUACUACCAGACUCAAAUGAGUUACUCUAUAACUCUGUGCAACGAUCACUCAGUGUACACUCAAAGGUACCAUCAAACCAAGGACAUCUUGAGAAUGCCAGACUGUGUCGACAAUGUAUACAGACCCUUCUUCAAUGACAUGUCCAAUGGAUUGAUUGUGAGUCGGACAUCCGUAUCUAUAGACAACAAGGAUCAAACCUAUAUCAUGCUACAAUCAGACAUUGGAGCCAAAUGA
Molecule: messenger RNA, 636 nt
Organism: Acytostelium subglobosum LB1
Lineage: Eukaryota; Evosea; Eumycetozoa; Acytosteliales; Acytosteliaceae
Exons: 1
Coding region: 1-636 (211 amino acids)
Biological process (GO): DNA recombination
Molecular function (GO): DNA binding; DNA strand exchange activity
Source: RefSeq, a predicted model, not a curated record